GCAAAAAGACAUGAAUCCGAGUCGUUCGCUGUUGACCCAUUUCUCUCCCCGAAUGCUACGGCCAAUGAUGUCCACCUCUUGUCGAUAGGGUAGCCCCUUUAAAUUAAUUAAAUCAAACAAAAGAACCACCCAUCCCGCUUUCCAUCCCCGUCGAGCAGUGCAAUACUUGCAGGGCCACAGGCGUUCACGAUGGAUGCGAAGGCCUACCUUAUGAGCCAGGGUUGGUCCGGGCCCGGUAAUCCACUACAGUCUUCGCGCCGUCCCGGCGGUCCCCAUGCUGGCCUGGGUCUUACUAAACCUAUCCUCGUUGCCCGAAAGAAGAAUACCCACGGUAUCGGAAAGAAGACAACACAUGACCAUACCAACCAAUGGUGGUUGAGAGGGUUUGAAGAGGCGCUCAAGGGGGUAGGCGACGAUGGGAGUGCGACACCCACGACAAGUGCGAGCGAAGAAAAUCGUUCUGGCAUGAGGAGUGAACUGUACAGGUUUUUCGUGAGGGGGGAGGGACUGAAGGGUACGAUUGGGACGAGGGUCGACGGAGGGCGUAUUAUCAAUUCCACUAGUGAUCAUGGCAUCAAAAGAAAGCGGGACGAGGUCGGAGGGUUAGAAAAUGUCGAGGAUGAGGACGUUAAGAAGAAAAAGAGGAAGAGAAAGGAGACACUGGCCGAUGAUGAGUGCGCAAACAUCAAAAAUAUCAACAAGGCGAAGCGGAAUAAGAAGUCGAAAUCCAAGGACAAAUCGCAGGAUGUCUCGAAUCCAGCAGACGAAGUAGAAUCCUCAGGAAGCAAGUCGAAGAAGAAGAAACGGGAAAAAAGCCGGAAAGAAGAUCAGUCUGCUGAAGCAUCACCGACCUCUGGUACUACCGAUGCGGAAGAUAGUGUCAGUAACGGCCAAUUAUCGGAGAAAGAUGCGGGAAAAAAACGAAAGGAGCUGAAAAAGCCCAAGAAGGAAUCCAAGCGUCAAUCAGAGGACGACAGGGAGUCAAAGAGCCGGAAAAAGAGGAGGAAAAUGGAAGCAGACGACAAAUGAAGCAUAUACCAAUCAUUCGAACUUCAUAUAGAUGAAAACCUCCUUUUUGCGAUACGGAUGGGCUCCCAGCUGAUAUAUAUUGAUGCUCUAUGAGCCUUGGUUUAAAAGCGCUUUGCGAUUUUUUCAUAUACCCCAUUACAGUUGCAGGUUUGAAUUGAGCUGCUUUACUGCUUGUCUACAAUGGU
Molecule: messenger RNA, 1214 nt
Organism: Coccidioides posadasii C735 delta SOWgp
Lineage: Eukaryota; Fungi; Ascomycota; Eurotiomycetes; Onygenales; Onygenaceae
Source: RefSeq, a predicted model, not a curated record